UAAAAUGUAAAUAAAAGAGAUUUGACAAAUUAAACUUUCUUUAACAUAACUAUGAGAUCCAAUUUUAACAAGAUAUAUGUUGAAUUUUGCAUUUACCUAUUUCUAAAUUUGUGUAUUUGUCAUUUAUUUAUUUGACACAAUUACAAAGUAAAUUCAAUCAAGUUGAAGCGGAAAACAGCAUAUGUAGGUAACCAAUCAAGAAAUGUUUUGAUUAAGAUUAACCAGUCAAAUCUUGUUUUAUAAAGACAUAUAAUACUUUUUACGUAUAAAUGGUAUGUCAUAUUUCAAAGAGACGGCGAAGAGAAAGGUUCAGAUAAACCGCAGGGACAUAAAGAUUUCACAAAGUACACAGACAUGGCCUAUCAGUGUGAAACGUGUGGAACUAAAUUUCAGAAGCUAAGUCAGCUCUUACAGCAUCGGCGAACAGAAAAUCAUUGGCAGAAGUAUACCUGUCCCAGCUGUAAAAAGUGUUUACUAGAAAAGACAACUUGGAGCGUCACCUGAAAAAACAUUACGAUGAAAACAACCAUCACUGCCCAGACUGCCUACGUGUAUUUAGCAGAAGGGAAGCACUUGAUGAGUAUUUUCAUCAACACCAUACUCAGUAAGGUGGUGCGGCAUCAAAACGCACUUUAGAAGACAAUGAAAGGGAAGGCGUUCCUGCCAAAAGAGCAAAACUAACUGCAAAAGAUAAUUUAAAUCUAUUCUACGAUAUAAAGAAAAUAACAGAGAAGAGGAUAGAAAAGUUCAAAUCGACGGCAACAUAUUACAAAAUUUCAUUCCAUGAUUUGGAAGUAUCAGGGCUUCAAAACAUACUUCAGUCACUGAAGAUAAUGUUUCAGUCCAUUCUUGACAAUGUGAUGCGGGAUUUAUCUUCAACAGAUUUAGUAAGAGUGUCACUGGAUAAUGCGGAACUGGAUUUCCCUAUUGUAUUGCCAUUUAUGAAACGAUACCAAUUAACUGUGGAGCGUCUGUUGUCGGAAAUUGAACGUGUGUUACAGUCGUAUGAAGAAUUUGUCCUUGAUGAUACACUUGGAAUUGAGUUGGUGCAUGUGCAGAUGCCAGUAGGAAGUGGUCAUAAACGACAGCCUUUCGUCAAUUUAGACAAAAUGCUUCAGGACAAGAAAUGCAUCAUACAGAUUCAGAACAAAGAUAAGUUGUGCUGUGCUCGGGCAUUGAUAACAGCAAUUGCACAAAUAGAAAAACAUCCGCAUUGGAAUAAAAUACGACAAGGCCGUCACAUACAGUACCAGCUUGCUGUUGAUUUACAUCAAAAGGCAAAUAUUCCAUUGCAAUCAUGUGGAAUGGAAGAAGUUAAAAAAUUUCAGAAUGUCCUACCAAAGUAUCAGAUCAUUGUGUUAUCAAAGGAACAUUUCAACAGUAUCAUCUAUGAGGGUCCAGAAGGAAGAAUUCCAGUUUAUUUAUAUCUUCAUGACGGACAUUUUGAUGUUAUAACAAAAAUCACUGCAUUCCUUAACAGGAGUUAUUUUUGCCAAUUGUGUAAAAAGGGGUACAAUACGAAAGAAACACACAGAUGCAAUUAUCCUUGCCCUUACUGUCAUCAUAUACACGAAGACGACUCUGAGGAUUGGAUAUUCUGCAGUGACUGCCAUAGAUCGUUCAAAAAUCGAACAUGUUUCCAGUGAUCAGGCAAUCAGUACUAGAUUACACAAGAAAGAACACAUCUGUGGAGAGAAGUAUUGUAAAACGUGUAAGGACUUCUUUAAAGAGGACCACUGCUGUUACAUGACACCUGUAGACCCAGGCGAGAAACUCACAGAUAGUCAAGAUGAAACAAAAUACAUCUUUUUCGAUUUUGAGUGUACACAAGAUGAUCAGAUGCAAUGUGAACGUGGAUAUAUGCCUGGGGUAAACAAAAGAUGUGUGAAUUGCAGCAAGGCUUGGUGUGGUUCAUUUGAACAUCGACCCAACUUAUGCAUCGCUCAUAAAGUGUGUGACAUGUGUAUAGAGGGCACUAUUUCUUCUACAUCACAUUGUAGCCAAUGUGGUCAAAACGAACGCAUUUUUAAAGGCUUCUCUGCCGCUUCUCUCUUUUGCCAGUGGUUAUUUUCUGAAGAAAAUUGUUGGGGGUACCGUCAUAUGUCACAAUUUUAAAGGGUAUGACUCUUAUCCGAUUCUGAGCUACCUUCAUGAUAACGCUGUACUCCCAGAAGUCAUAACAACGGGUUCUAAAUACAUGUCUAUUUAUGUUCCAGUGUGCAACGUAAGAUUCAUUGAUUCAUCAAAUUUUAUUCCCAUGUCACUGCCGGACAUGCCUAAAGCUUUUUGAGAGACUGAAAUAGCUAAAGGAUAUCUUCCACAUUUAUAUAAUAGAAGGGAAAACCAGUUCUCAGUUCUCCAGUGCCUGCCUGAGUUAAAAUACUAUAACCCCAGUAGCAUGAAACCUCAAGUAAGACAGCAGUUUUUGGCGUGGUAUUCCGAGCACAAAAAUGAAUCUUUUGAUUUUCAAGAACAACUGAUCAGUUACUGUAGAAGCGACGUAGACAUCCUUCGACGAUGUUGUCUGAAGUUCAGGUCAUUGUUUAUGGGGUUAACGUCCAAAGAGGGAAGAAUUGGCAUUGAUCUGUUUCAAAGUUGUAUUACCAUAGCAUCCGCGUGCAAUUUAGUUUUUAGAACCCUAUUUUUACAACCUGAAGACAUUGCAAUUAUUCCUCCCCAUGGUUACAGGCCAGAGGCUAAGCAGUCCAUAAUGGCUUAUCAAUGGUUAUCGUAUUUGGCACAUGAAAAAAACAUCAAUAUCCAACACGGUAGAAAUCUGGGUGAGAAACAAAUUGGUCCAUACAAAGUUGACGGUUAUUAUGAAACAAAAUUGGGCGAAAACGUUGUUCUAGAAAUGCAUGGCGAUUUUUGGCACGGAUGUCCCAAAUGUUUCUCAAAGUCCACAGUUAAUCCUGUCAGUUAAAAGACCAUGGGCGAACUAUAUUCAGAAACCAUGGAAAAGAAAAAGUAUCUUGAAAAACAAGGCUUCACAUAUGUUUCCAAAUGGAAAUGUGAAUUUAGAAAAGAUAUCGAGCAAAAUGCUACCCUUAGAAAUUUUAUUGAAAACCAAGAGUUCACUACCCCUCUAGAACCAAGAAAUGCCUUUUAUGCGGUAGGACUGAAAGCUUCAAACUUUACGAAGAAGCUUCAAAUACGAAGCAAAUCAACUACUAUGACGUCACAUCACUAUAUCCUUUUAUUAACAAGACUGGAAAAAUUGGUCACCCUCAAAUUGUUACUGAUGACUUUAAACCGUUAGACCAGUACGAAGGGUUAAUAAAAUGUAAGAUUGUGGCACCAAGAGGGCUCUGUAUACCAGUCUUACCUAUCAAAUUUAAUGGAAAGCUGCUGUUCAGUUUAUGUCGUACUUGUGCUGAAAACUAUCAGCAAUCAGUUUGCGAUCACUCUGAUGCAGAACGUGCAUUUAUAGGCACAUGGGUUACUGAUGAGGUAAAGAUGGCUAUAGCUCAAGGGUAUAAACUAGAAAACAUAUACGAGGUUUGGCAUUUUGAUACGGUUUCUCAGUAUAACGCUGCCACAAAAUCUGGAGAAAUAUUCACUGAUUACGUCAAUACAUUUCUAAAGAUAAAACAGGAGGCCUGAAACUGUAAAACUGAGCAACAAAAGAGAUUGUAUAUCAGGCAAUACUAUGAUAAAGAAGGCAUAUCAUUAGAAUACGAAAACAUUAAAAAAGAACCCGGGCUUGCGUUCAAUUGCCAAACUGAUGUUAAAUUCCUUUUGGGGCAAAUUUGGACAAAGGUCAAAUCUCACUCAAACAACCUAUAUUUCCGAUCCCUGUGACUUUUUUGAAAUGAUGACAAAUGAUCAACAAGUGGUCAAAAAUGUUAGGUUUGUUAACGAAGAAUAUGUCCAGUUAGAUUGGAUAUAUAAUGAGGAUUUCAUUGAAAUAUCCUCUCGAACAAAUGUUAUCAUAGCCGCAUAUACUACAGCCCAGGCCAGACUCAAAUUACACAGUUUUUUACAGAAACUUGGCAAUCGUGCUCUAUAUUGCGACACAGAUUCUAUCAUAUUCACAAGCAGUCCGGGAGAUGGGAACCCUCACUUGGGGAUUAUCUUGGAGAUUUAACAGAUGAAAAUCCUGGGGAUAGUAUUACCAAGUUUGUCACUGGUGGACCUAAAAAUUACGCAUAUACACUUGAAUCUCCUGACAAAAGCGGCAACUCCUCUAUAUGCAAAGUACGUGGAAUAACACUGAAUUACAAAAAUAAACUUGCAAUAAAUUUUGAUACCAUCCAGAAAAUGGUCACUGGCAAAACAAAUACAAAAGUGAUAAAGGUUGUUGAUGGAAACAAAAUGUGUCGAAAUAAAGAAGUAGGCCAUAUUAUCACAAAAACUGAAUGCAAAGACUACAAAAUUGUGUUUGAUAAGCGAGUUAUUAAAUGCAAUUAUGAUACCCAUCCUUAUGGCAUGUAAUUGAAUCGGAAUGUAAACCACUUGCAUUUUAUACAUGUACAUACUAAAUCAUACUGAUUAAAAUAUCACUACGUUUAUGUUGUAUACAAAUAAAGUAUAUAUGUAUAUAG
Messenger RNA from Mercenaria mercenaria, 4544 nucleotides. RefSeq lists its product as uncharacterized. Bases 834 to 1646 code for a protein of 270 amino acids. NCBI's taxonomy places the organism in Eukaryota, Metazoa, Mollusca, Bivalvia, Venerida, Veneridae. The record is from RefSeq and is a predicted model, not a curated record. The transcript is spliced from 2 exons.